AUGGAGAAAAUCAUCUACGACUUCUACUCUGAUCUCUUCGACAGCCAUGUCCGCUUGCCUCCUCACCAUCUGAGGGGAGACGGACAAGUCAUUCCAGAGAACCUUCCGUCAGUACUCAUCAACACCCUGGCGAGGGUCUUUACACGUUAUCUGUCGGAAUGCAAGGUCCCUAAACAGUGGAAGACCAGCAAGACCGUGUUGUUGUAUAAAAAGGGAGAUCCACAUGACAUCGGCAACUAUCGUACAAUCUGUUUACUGUCCGUCAUCUACAAGCUCUUUACAAGAGUGAUCCCUAAUAGGAUUGAAAAAGUCUUGGAUGAAGGACAGCCACGCGAGAAAGCAGGGUUUGGAAAAGCAUUCAGCACAAUUGACCACAUUCAUACUGUUUCGAAACUCAUCGAGGUAUCACGAGAGUACAAGAUGCCGCUCUGUCUCACCUUUAUCGACUUGAAGAAGGUUUUGAUUCAGUUGAAACGGAAGCGCAUCUUCACGACCGGAAUUUCGCCAUUCUACAAGAACACCAUCAUUGACGUGAAGAAGGGGGUCGGACAGGGUGAUACAAUCUCACCCAACAUAUUCACAGCCAUCCUCGAGAACACAAUGCGAAUGUUGGAAUGGGACGACAUUGGACUGGAGGUUGAUGGUCGGCAGCUACACCAUUGCGCUUUGCUGAUGACAUCGUUCUGA
Messenger RNA from Necator americanus (New World hookworm), 687 nucleotides. RefSeq lists its product as uncharacterized. The transcript has 3 exons. Bases 1 to 687 code for a protein of 228 amino acids. The record is from RefSeq and is a predicted model, not a curated record. Lineage: Eukaryota; Metazoa; Nematoda; Chromadorea; Rhabditida; Ancylostomatidae.